Molecule: messenger RNA, 955 nt
Organism: Carcharodon carcharias (great white shark)
Lineage: Eukaryota; Metazoa; Chordata; Chondrichthyes; Lamniformes; Lamnidae
Gene: rrh
Product: retinal pigment epithelium-derived rhodopsin homolog
Exons: 6
Coding region: 16-879 (287 amino acids)
Biological process (GO): visual perception; G protein-coupled receptor signaling pathway
Cellular component (GO): photoreceptor outer segment; membrane
Molecular function (GO): G protein-coupled receptor activity
Source: RefSeq, a predicted model, not a curated record
AACAUAAUUGUGUUAAUGAUGUUUGUUAAGUUCAAAGAGUUCCGCACAGCAACCAAUGCAAUUAUCGUGAACCUGGCUUUCACUGACAUUGGGGUGAGUUCCAUUGGUUACCCAAUGUCGGCUGCAUCAGACCUGCAUGGCAGCUGGAAGUUUGGCCAUUCGGGCUGUCAGGCUUAUGCAGCUCUAAAUAUCUUUUUUGGGAUGGCGAGCAUUGGGUUACUUACUGUAGUGGCUAUUGACCGGUACCUGACAAUUAGUAAGCCUGAAAUAGGAAGGAAGAUGACCAGCGUCACCUACACAACUCUGAUCACAGUUGCCUGGGUGAAUGGUUUGUUCUGGGCUCUGAUGCCAGUAAUGGGGUGGGCAAGUUAUGCCCCAGAUCCAACAGGGGCUACAUGCACCAUCAAUUGGAGGAACAAUGAUUUGUUGUUUGUUUCCUAUACCAUGACGGUAAUUGCGGUUAAUUUUGUGGUACCACUGUCGAUCAUGUUCUUCUGCUAUUACAACGUGUCAAAAACAAUGAAAAGAUGUACACACCAUGAUAGACUGCAAAAUAUAACCUUGGAUUGGUCAGAUCAACUUGAUGUAACAAAGAUGUCUGUUGUGAUGAUUGUGAUGUUCCUUGUGGCUUGGUCUCCGUAUUCCAUUGUGUGCUUAUGGUCUUCUUUUGGAAAUCCUAAACUCAUCCCAGCUGCAAUGGCAAUUGUAGCUCCACUUUUUGCAAAGUCGUCCACUUUCUAUAAUCCUUGCAUUUAUGUCAUUGCAAAUAAGAAGUUUCGGAGAGCCAUCAUUGCAAUGAUACGCUGCCAGACUCAACAGGAUUUAACUACCAGUCACACUCUGCCUAUGGCCAUCUUGAAGGCACCUUUAACAGAAUAAACAGAAUUGACAGCAAACUAUUAGGCUGCCUAAGUGGCUGGGACUGAGUUUGGAAUGAUUACACGGCUGGUGAGGG